This is a messenger RNA of Salmo salar (Atlantic salmon), 1663 nucleotides long. RefSeq lists its product as uncharacterized. Gene Ontology annotation, cellular component: chromatin; transcription regulator complex; nucleus. Gene Ontology annotation, molecular function: DNA-binding transcription activator activity, RNA polymerase II-specific; RNA polymerase II cis-regulatory region sequence-specific DNA binding. Gene Ontology annotation, biological process: regulation of transcription by RNA polymerase II. NCBI's taxonomy places the organism in Eukaryota, Metazoa, Chordata, Actinopteri, Salmoniformes, Salmonidae. The record is from RefSeq and is a predicted model, not a curated record.
ACGGGACGUUUUUUCAACAACAACAACAGCUAGUCAGACACCUCGGUAGCUUGCUCGCCAACAUAACCGAAACAUUGAAGCUCUUUAGACUGUCUCAGUGUUUUAAACACAGUUGUGUCGUUUAGCUAGUUACCUUAUUUAAUGUUAUAUGUAUAUUGUUAGUCAGUUACCUGGCUUGAUAAGUUAGCCUAGCACUAGGCUAGUCGCUAAUGCUAGCUAGCUAACAUCCCUGACCAUGAGUUCACUAAGCUACUCUCCUCCUGCUAAAGAAGAAGCGGUCUGCUGGACGGAGAAUAAGGCUCCAGAGGGUAUAUGGCUGAACAUUGUCGUGAAAGAGGAGAAAGAAGAGGAGGAUGUCACAGUUAAAAAACAAGUAAAGGUUGAGGCUGUUCCCGUGAAAGAAGAAGAGGAAGACGUUACUGUGAAAGAAGAGGAAGACACGUUCAGAGUGAAAGAGGAGGAGGAAGAGCAAGAGGAGGAUGCAGGGGAGGAGGGGGAGAUGACUGUCACAUUGAAAGAAGAAGACGAGGAGGAGACAGAAGAUUUGAUUGAGACCAGAGAGGGACCAGACUCUCACUCUGACAGGGGAAAGAGUCCUUCAGGGGGACCAGACCCAGUGACACCCAAACCAGCGAGACAACACCACUGCUCCCAAUGUGAAAAGAGAUUUUCCCUAUCAUGGGACCUAAAACGGCAUGAGAGGAUACACACAGGAGAAAGGCCUUUCCAAUGUUCCCAGUGUGGAAAGAGUUUUACUUUGUUAGGAAACCUGAGGGAGCAUAAGAGAAUACACUCUGGAGAGAAACCGUACAACUGUUCCCAGUGUGGAAAGAGUUUCGCCUGGUUAGGGAGCCUAAAGCAACAUGAGAGGAUACACACAGGGGAAAAGCCUUUCCAAUGUUCCCAGUGUGGAAAGCGUCUUACCCGCUUAAGGAGCCUGAAGGCGCAUGAGAGGAUACACACAGGGGAAAAGCCUUUCCAAUGUUCCCCGUGUGGAAAGCGUCUUACCUGCUUAGGGAGCCUGAAGGCGCAUGAGAGGAUACACACAGGGGAAAAGCCUUUCCAAUGUUCUCUGUGUGGAAAGCGGUUUACCCAGUUAGGGACCCUAAAAGAGCAUGAGACAACACACACACAAGAAAAGCCCUACCAAUGCUCCCAGUGUGGAAUGAGUUUUAUCAAUUUAAGACAUCUGAAUAAGCAUGCAAUAAUGCAUACACAGGAGGAGAAGACAUACCACUGCUCUCAGUGUGGAAAGACAUUUUCCCAGUCAGAAGACCUGAAAUCACAUGAGAGAAUAGAGAGGCUGUGUUCUGACUUAUCUUUUUGACCUGAGAAUUUAGGUUUUUGUUCUUGCCAAAUGAAAUCCUAUUGUUUAUAUGAAAUCAUUAACAAAAUAGAUGUACUUUUGUUUUAGUUUUCAGCUGUUGACCUGAUGUCUAAAAUCAGAUUAAAUACUAUACAAGUUUAUUUUGUUUUGAUUAUGAAACUUUAAUGGAUACAACUAUAAACCUUCUAUUGUUCAUUAUACACUGCUCAAAAAAAUAAAGGGAACACUUAAACAACACAAUGUAACUCCAAGUCAAUCACACUUCUGUGAAAUCAAACUGUCCACUUAGGAAGCAACACUGAUUGACAAUACAUUUCACAUGCUGUUGUGCAAAUG